This is a messenger RNA of Cynoglossus semilaevis (tongue sole), 6118 nucleotides long. RefSeq names its product lipin 2 (gene lpin2). Gene Ontology annotation, cellular component: cytosol; nucleus; endoplasmic reticulum membrane. The coding region runs from base 810 to 3536 and encodes 908 amino acids. The transcript is spliced from 20 exons. The record is from RefSeq and is a predicted model, not a curated record. Gene Ontology annotation, biological process: fatty acid catabolic process; triglyceride biosynthetic process; positive regulation of transcription by RNA polymerase II. Gene Ontology annotation, molecular function: transcription coactivator activity; phosphatidate phosphatase activity. NCBI's taxonomy places the organism in Eukaryota, Metazoa, Chordata, Actinopteri, Pleuronectiformes, Cynoglossidae.
UUUUUCUGAGAUAUAUCUUGUUCUCUGGAUUUCUUCAAUUAGUGCACAUUUCCUACACAUUUAUCUUAGCACAUUACUAUGAUUGAGGUGAAAGCAUUAUGUAAUCAUGAAAUUUGUGCAUCUCAGUGGGAUCGAUUUUUAUUUAUCUUAUCUAUAAAUCUUAUCUUUACACAUUUAACAUACCAUUUUGUCAAUUUGCCUUUUGUGCCUGCCUCUGUGAAAUAUUUGCUUGGUACUUACAAUAUACAUUUAGUAUUUCAGCCCUAGGGACUUCUCUAACAGUUAUCAUGCUACUCUUUGUACGAAGCAAGAAGGUACAUAAAAGCAAGUUCUGGAACGAAGAAAUGUUAUUUCUCUCCCUCUGCAUUGGCCUCAUUACAGCCUAACCUUAAGCAAAUUUGUGAGUUCAUGUUUCAUAAACUAACAUAAAACAUGUUUACAAGCCCUGUGUAAACUCAAAGCAGAUGCAAAUAAUCUGGAAUUAUUUUUCCAAGUUAAUGAUUAAAUACCUCGCCUCCCAUGACCCUGUUCACAAAUGAUUGAACAGUCUAGUACAUCAGAUUGAACCCUGGUGUUCGGUGUCAGCUCUACAGGAUGACGGCCAGUGACGCUUACAGUGGCACUUUGGCAAAACAUUAGUUACAUGUGGGUCAGGGGACAACAGGGCACAACAGGACAGGAGAGGACAAGUAGGAGAAAGGCACAAAGACAGCCCCAGAGAGAAAGGCAGCGAUGCAAAUAUUUAGCAUUCUGUUUAACUGCCCUGAAGAGAAGGCAUUAAAUGAAAGAAAAAACAGAAAGUGGGCACCAUGAACUACGUGGGCCAGCUGGCCGGUCAAGUGCUGGUGACCGUCAAAGAACUGUACAAAGGCAUCAAUCAGGCCACACUAUCUGGCUGCAUCGAUGUCGUGGUUGUUCGUCAGAGAGAUGGUACAUACCAGUGCUCCCCAUUUCAUGUGCGCUUUGGAAAACUGGGAGUACUGCGUUCAAAAGAGAAAGUAAUUGACAUUGAAGUGAAUGGGGAGCCGGUGGAACUGCACAUGAAACUUGGUGACAAUGGAGAAGCCUUCUUUGUCCAGGAAUCUGAGCAACAGAACCAAAUAGUCCCUGCUCACCUGGCUACAUCCCCAAUCCCUACUGAGAGUCACCUGUUCUGGAUCUCAGAGGUGGAGGACAGGGCACCAAAAGACCUGGAGGACGACCCUGCAGAUCCUGACCCCCCGGGACCACCAGCUGUCAGCAAUGUGGCCACGAAAAAGAAAAAGAAACGGAGAAGGAAGCACAAGGGAGACUCUCGAAGGGAGGAGCUGACCCCGCCUAUGUCGGUCACUGCUGCUAACGCAACUGCUGCUGCAACUCCUGCUACGUCUAAUAGUGGGCCAAAUGAGGAGAUCUUUGAGAUGGAGCUGAGCUCUGAUGAGGAGGCUGCAGCACAUGCCUCCAGGUCCCCUUCGAUGACCACAAUGCGUGAUAUUGAUCCAAAAUUACCCUCAGCAAGACACAGUCUAGACAGCUACUCAAUGUCUGAUGGGGACUGGCCUGCAGAUGACAGUCAUGGCUUGUCACAGGCCUUUUCUCCAAAGAGUGAUUCUGAGCUUGUUGUCAGACCUUCAGAGAGUAUGCUCAGGGCUGAGUCCCACAUGCAGUGGACCUGGGGUGAAUUCCCAGAAACAACCAGGGUUAAAAAGGAGAAACCAGAACCACUGAGAACAGUGACCAUCACUCCCUCGGAGACCACUCACUUCCGUGUUAUUCUCAGUUCUGAGGCCAUGGAGGCAGACACAAAGUCUGAAAAGCAAAACCGUGGCUCCAGUGCUUGUACUAUUGUCAAACCUGAGCCUCGAACCCCUCUCACACCUGUAACAGCAGUGAGUCCUCUUUCAUCGGUCAGUACAGAACCAUCCAUAAGUCCAAUAACGCCCACAGAACCCCUGGAUGUCCUGUCACCAAACCUAGUCAACUCCACACCAUGCACUCAUCCGAGUGAUUCACCUUCUAAAAAGAAAGGAGUCCCAAAAAGAAGCCAGCACCAGGGUCCUGAAGAUAUCUACCUAGAUGAUCUGAAUGUUCUUGAACCUGACGUUGCUGCAAGAUAUUUCCCUAAGAGUGAUACAGAGGUGGCCUCUAAGCAUUGGAUGGACUCCGAGAUAUGCUCUGGUUCACAGUCCCCUCAGUCAGUGGGCAGUGCUGCAGCCGACAGUGGGACGGAGUGUCUUUCCGACUCAGCCAGUGACCUCCCUGACGUCACCCUCUCUUUGUGCGGAGGCCUCACAGAAAAUGCAGAAAUAUCCAAAGAAAAGUUCAUGGAGCAUAUCAUUACCUAUCACGAAUUUGCUGAAAACCCAGCCAUUAUAGAUAAUCCCAACUUGGUAGUGAAAAUAGGAAAUAGAUACUAUAACUGGACACUGGCUGCGCCCCUGAUUCUCAGUCUACAAGCAUUUCAGAAGAACUUACCAAAGGACACGGAGGAGGCUUGGAUGAAGGAGAAGAUGCCAAAAAAGUCAGGCCGCUGGUGGUUUUGGCGGAAGAGAGCGGACAGUACAAUCAAGCAGUCUGAAACCAAGCUUGAAACCAAGGAGGAGUCUCAGUUGGUGGAGGAAGGAACGUCCAUAUCUCAGGAAAAGCUGGUCUUGCCGCCUAAAGCAGAAGAUUCAUCCAGUGAUGAGGAGUCCAAGGAGGUGAGUGCUGCAUCCUGUCAAGAAAGGCUGCAGCCAGGAGAUGGUCAGCACCACACCAGCUCUCACACUUACAGGAAGUCACUGCGCAUUUCCUCUGAUCAGAUAGCCAGUCUGAAACUGAAGGAUGGACCUAAUGAUGUGACAUUCAGCAUCACCACUCAGUACCAGGGCACAUGCCGCUGCGAGGGCACCAUCUACCUGUGGAACUGGGACGAUAAAGUCAUCGUCUCGGACAUAGAUGGCACCAUCACCAAGUCAGACGUGUUUGGACAGAUCCUACCACAGUUGGGGAAGGACUGGACCCACCAAGGCGUUGCCAAGCUUUACCACUCAGUCGCUGAAAACGGCUACAAGUUUCUAUACUGCUCAGCCCGGGCUAUUGGCAUGGCAGACAUGACGAGGGGCUACCUGCAGUGGGUCAAUGAUGGGGGCACCAUUCUGCCUCGUGGACCCCUCAUGCUGUCUCCCAGCAGCCUUUUCUCUGCCUUCCACAGGGAGGUAAUCGAGAAGAAGCCAGAGAUCUUCAAGAUUGAAUGCCUUACAGACAUCAAGAACUUGUUCCAGCACAACAAGCAGCCAUUCUACGCCGCCUUUGGGAACAGAAUUAAUGAUGUUUUUGCCUAUAAAGAGGUCGGAGUUCCUGUUUGUAGGAUCUUCACAGUCAACCCCAAGGGAGAGCUGAUCCAGGAGCAGACCAAGGGCAACAAGUCCUCUUACGGCCGACUCAGUGAGCUGGUGGAGCACGUGUUCCCUCUGUUGAGCAAAGAGCAGAACGAGGCCUUUGUCCUGCCUGAGUACAGCUCCUUCUGUUACUGGAGGCAGCCCCUGCUGGACAUCAACCUGGAGGAGCUGCUCUGAUGCACUACUGUAUAGUAUGUGUGUGUGUAUAUACAGGCAAGACUUUGCAUUCAAAUGCAUCUCCAGGAAUGGACUAGAAUGGAGACACGGACUCACACUGCAGCAGCGAGUGUGACUCCGUGACAGGGGUCGGACCAUUAGUAUAAGAAGCUCCGUAGAGUAGAGGUGAUCUCUGAACAAACGUUCUCACGAGUAACCGCUGCAAAAUCCCAUUUAUUAGUCCAACUGCCAAGUGGAUGAUCAUUAUCUGUAUUUACUCAUCGCCCUGGAGGUAGAUUAUUUUAGUUUGUUCUCUAAAAUCCUCAUCAUUAGUCAGGGAUAUUUGACGUACACAGGUUUUUGUUUUCUGCCCUGUAACUCAGUAGAUGAUCUGGCCUGUUGCACUAGCAUGAGAUAUAUUGUUUUUGAGAUAUUUUGAGAUUCUCCAAGAAAGUGGGAACAUUCUCUGGGAUAAAAUAUGGAAACAAGAAGGAAGGUUAACACACUGAGCUAGUGCUACAGUAGCUGGUACCAGCAACUUUAGCUUUGGCUAAACUGCCUUAAUAAAUGGGCUUCACUUUUGAGUUGGUGAAAAAAAAAAAAGUGAAAGUGAUACUGGCUGGCAGGUAACAUAUUCCACCAACAUUAUUCUCCAGCAGCUGGCUGUGGACUAGCUGAAGAGCUACCACAUUAUGCUAAUUCAGAUGCGCGAACUGCAUACAAAUUGCAGUUAUUAGCUCGGUACUAUGAACCCAACACAUUUCAGAUUCCUUCUCGUUCCCUGGAGAACUGAAAAGCUGUGGAACUGUGUUGUUAUUCAAGGUUGAACCUAGGAAUUAUUUCGCCAAUGUGAAAAAAAAAAAAAAAAAAACCAGAUGAAGCAGCUUCCCGUUAUAUUGUCUAGCUAUUACAAUGCUUGUUCUGUUAUAGAAGUUAUAGAAGUUUUUGUCAACCGUGCAGUCAUUAUUUAUUGUAAUUAAAUUGAAGUUUAAGUUAUUAAUUUUGGCAAUGUGUCUGAAAAAGGAAUGGCUAUUGAUAAACUUUGUAUGUUUAGGUCUCAUGAUUUAACACGCACUUAACAGUACCAGCUCGGCCUUGUAUGGACUCUGUGGUUUUUUCAUGUUUAACAUUGUUUUUGUUUGUUUUUACAGUGAAGCUCGAGUCAUUGACACAUUCAUUGAUAAAUCUAAACUUGCAGCUUUUGUGUUUAAAAAAAAAAAAAACGAGGAAAUGAAAUCAAAGAAGAGCUAAAAAUGAAGGAUUUCUGUUUGACUGUAGGAUGUUGGCCUGGUGGUGAUGCUCAGAGGAUCACCUUUUCUUUCUGCAUGAAGUUUGCAUGUUCUCCCAGUGUGCGUGGGUUUUCACCCACCAUCUGAAAAACAUGCAGCUUCAGGCUAAUUGUUUACUCCUGGUGUGAAUGUGAUGUGAAUGAAUGCCGUUUGAAUUCACCCCUGCCUAACCCGGUAACUCCGAAAAGGAUCAGUAGAAGUGGGAUUGACUGUAGGAUGAUGUCACUGAGUGAUGCUGUUGUUCUGUCGUCACUCAGUGACAUCCAAAACCAAUGCACUUUGUCUGAGCUGCGCAGAGAAGUAAGAGCGCUCACACUCUUCUUCCACUCCGUCUGUGCAGACAGUCGGCCAGUGUAUGUAACUACAGCAGAAUACCUCCGUAUUCUAUGAUGUGACUGUGUGGAGCUGCUACAGUUUAGUUAGUACUCAGCAUAAAUGGAAUGCAGGCUGCAGUGUGUGUGUGUGUGUGUGUUGUUAGAGACAAGACUGAUGCUGAUACUGUGCCUCUUGAGUUGAAGUCGUGUUUGAACAUAAACAGGAAAUACUUAGUAUUUUUUUUCCAUUACUUUUUUGUAUUAUGUGCAUGAUUAGGAGCUUUAGCACCACCUAAUGACUUGAAUGGCACAUCGGCACGAGUGUGAUCAGAGUAGGGAGGAAAUAUUUGCUAUGAGACUGAAAAGAUGGAGAUAUGUGGAAUAAAAAAAAUAAGCACAAAAAUGAGGCGUUAGUGAGUAGCUGUUAGCUGUUAUGAUUUAGCUUAAGUGUAUGUGCGUUCAUGCUGUGGCACCGACUCAUCUGUUAUGAUUCUGAUGCUUGCCUUGCUCGUUUUCUAUGAAGUUUCGUGGAGUCAGAGGAACAUGUAUGGUCUAAUUAACAAAACAAAUUCCAUUCUUUCUAUGAAAGUGAAGCAUUUGUGUGGAAAAAUCACACUUCGUCCUCUACGAUCCCACGACACCUGGUAAAUAAUGUUUGUCGUCAGGGCUCACCUGCUGUAGAGAGUGUUCAGGUAUACAGUACAGUAUAAACUGCUUCUCAUUCUUCUGUCUGUCGAUGCCUUUUGUUUUAUUAUCUUAUUUUAAUUCCUAUUGGUUUUGUGUUAUGCAUAAUUGUUUUUAAUGUAUUCGACCAACAGUGAUACCGUCAGUGUAUGCUGUGUUUGAUUUGUAUGGAAAUGUGGUUCGAUCUACGCUGGACAUUGAAAUAAAAUCCAUUGUAUAGAGAAAAAAGAAAUCCAUGCCUAUAAAGAGCUAACAAUGUUAUUAAGGCUUGUGGUCAAAUUUGUAUGAAAUAAAGUUUCUAACUGGGAAAAAAAAA